Musa acuminata AAA Group (dessert banana) is the source of this 1190-nucleotide messenger RNA. RefSeq names its product late embryogenesis abundant protein D-34-like. The record is from RefSeq and is a predicted model, not a curated record. Bases 173 to 973 code for a protein of 266 amino acids. The transcript is spliced from 3 exons. Lineage: Eukaryota; Viridiplantae; Streptophyta; Magnoliopsida; Zingiberales; Musaceae.
GCCACGUUUCAUGUUACCACCAUCCGUUACCCUUCGUUCCGCCACGAGUGCGAACUCACCCGUAACGUGCCGAUCUCCUGCGCUUCUCUAUCUUCCUUGUCGUCCAUAUAAUUGCGGUCGCAGCCGCCGUACGUUUCACUGAUAGCGCGAGCGUUCCGUACGUCCAGGAACCAUGAGCCAGACCCAACCUACGAGGCCAGUUCGCGGCCAGGAGCAGCCGAUAAGGUACGGCGAUGUGUUCGCAGUGUCGGGGAGCCUUGCCGGCGAGGCAAUCUCCCCGAGGGACGCGGCCAUGAUGCAGUCGGCUGAGAACAGAGCGCUGGGCCAGACCCCCCAGGGCGGCGCGGCCUCUGUCAUGGAAUCGGCCGCCAUGUGGAACGAGCAGUGUGGCCUCGUCGGCCAUGAGCAGUUCAGCGAUACCCCCGGCCGCCAGGGCGUGUCCGUCACCCAGACCGACGUCCCCGGCUGCCCGGGCCAACGCCUCGUGACCGAGUUCGUCGCCGGUCAGGCGGUGGGCCAGUACUUUUUCAACACGGCGGCGGGAGGUGGUGCUGACGAGGCAGGUGGAGUCGCCGUGGAAAUGUGGACUGACAAGGUGUCGAUCGGAGAGGCGCUAGAGGCUGCCGCAACGACGGCUGGUUACAAGCCGGUCGACGCAAGCGACGCUGCCGCGAUCCAAGCUGCCGAGGCGACCGCAGCAGGCGCGAACGCCGUCACACCGGGUGGUGUUGCCGCCGCCGCGCAGGCGGCUGCUGCGGCCAACGCACUGACGUAUCGCGACGACGAGAAGACCAAGCUGGGGGAAGUUGUGGCGGAUGCGUCGGUGUGGAUGGCGAUGGACAAAGAAGCAACGAGGGAGGACGCAGAGAGAGUGGUGGCGGCGGAGAUGCGGAACAACCCUGAGCUGCGAGCGCAUCCGGGCGGGGUUGGUGCUUCCAUGGUUGCAGCGGCAAGGCUCAAUCAAGAACGUUGACAUGCUUGCUUUCGAUCGUGGCGGUGUACAGGUAGACAAGUUUCGGUAGUGCCUGUGUGAUAUCUACUGUCUACAACAGCAGGUGGGCUUUGUUGGUCUGUGGUGCAUCUACCAACUUUGUUUUGGUGAUGUUGAAUAGUUGGAAGUCUUCAACAAAGCCAUUUUGCUGUUCUCUUCGAUGUAAUAAUCCUUUUUGCUCGUGUGGUUCUUUUCUUCC